AUGGCGUUGUUGUUCCUACGCUAUGCCAUGUGGCUGGCGGUAGCCCUGCUUGCCUUGGAUCCCAGCUCUCGGGCGGCGGCUCAGUACCUCCAGAACUUUGUGCCAGUUCGAAUACAAGACCCAACGACUAACCCGCCAACGUGGUACGAUGGCCACAAAUACCGACCGACGCCCGACAACGCGGUGCCCUAUCGAAACGUCAUCGACACUCGGGCUGAAAGAAUCACCAUCUAUUACAACUGCCAUUACAUGACCAACAUCUGCCAGAAUGUCGAAAACUUCAAAGCCACGGCACGGGGACAGGCUCUGCAUCCCGGAACGUCGAUCCCGGCAAACAUGUACACAUACGACUUUGACAGCGGCGAUACCAUCGCCGGUGUGCCCAACACACGCCAGUACUACCGCCGCGAAGCAUCGUGCCCGUCGCCCGGGUGGAAGAACUCACACACGUGUCCCGAGGCGGUGGGCCAGCAGCCUCUAUGGCGGCAUGACGGAAAGUGGGGGUCGACGGCGCUGGAGCCGGGCACGACGACCAACGUGGUUGAGCACGAGCGCAACGCUCAGGGCCAGAUCACGCGGUAUUCGCAGUUGCGCUACUCGUGCGAUGAGUUUCCGCCGGCCACGUGGGUCGAGGGCGGCAACGGCUGGAACGGCGCCACGCCGGCCAACACCUUCUGCGCCGGCCUCUCGUGCAUCGCCCCCGGCUCCAACACCAACGGCGUGGCUGUCAAAGCCGAGCAGAACUGGCAAGGCGAGGCGCACGGGGAGCUGCGUAAGUUGUUGCUAAAAUACAUUGAGCGACGCAACCCCGAGUUCCAAUGGCACAACCCGACCCAGCCACAGCGCGACGUGGCCUUUUUCAACUUUGCCGCCUUUGACCUGGGGGCGGACGGCUUUGCCGCCACCAUCUUCUGCAGCGAUGAAGAUGCCGGUCUCGACGAGGAUUUCAACUGGAACUCCACCGAGGGCAAGCCUCUACUGAAGACUGCGUCCGCGGCCGACCUAGCCAGGGCCCGGAGCAUCGUGGCCGAUGCUAUCGCUGCCUCCGCCAAGCGGAACAAGGCGCGGCUGGCCAACCCGGCGCGCAACCAGUAUCGUCUCAAGCCUGGCACCGUAAUCGGCGGCAGUGUUGCAACGGUGCCUAAUAACAACAAGCGACGAGACCAGAGUGGUAAUGACAACGAUGCCUCCCCCCCUCCGCUCCUCGCAAUCACCGAGGAAAUCGCCUGGGCCGCGGCCCUCGUGACCGAAGCCGAAGCCACGGCACUGCCCGGGGGUGUGAACUCGGGAACCACCCACUUUAACCCGUCCAACUCGACCUCGAGAGGCAUCAAGCGCCGGGCCCCUGUCCGAGGCACGUACUGGAUGGAGACCAUCGCGCGCAAGGGCACUGUCCCGUGGGGCGACGACCCGACGUAUAAGGUCUUCCGCAACGUGCUCGACUACGGCGCCACCGGGAACGGCGUGACCGACGAUACGGCCGCCAUCAAGGAGGCUAUGAAUGACGGCCGUCGGUGCGGCGAGAAGUGCAACGGGUCCACCACCAAGAACGCCAUUGUCUACUUCCCCCCCGGCACCUAUCUCGUCUCGAGCACCAUCCCCUUGCCCUUCGGCACGCAGGUUAUCGGCGAUGUUCUCGACCGGCCCGUAAUUAUCGCCUCGUCGUCGUUUGUCGGCCUGGGCGUGCUAUCCACGGACGAGUAUACCGGCGGGGGUACCGGACCUGACGGAAAGGACCAGCAGUGGUACGUUAACACGGCCAACUUUUACCGCCAAAUCCGCAAUGUGAUUAUCGAUGUGCGCGAUGCUCCCGUUAAAGAGGACACGGCGUGCCUGCACUACCAGGUCGCGCAGGCGACGAGCCUGCAGAACGUGGAGCUGCGGGCCGGGCCAGGCUCCAAGGGUAUGUACGCCGAGAACGGCAGUGGCGGUCAGAUCUCAGACGUAUUUUUUAACGGCGGCGAUGUCGGGUUCUACGGUGGUGCCCAGCAGUUCACGGCGCAACGCCUGCGCUUCGACGGCUGCGAUACGGCCGUUCACUUGUUCUGGGACUGGGGCUGGGUGUGGAAGUCGGUCACCAUGACCAACGUGAACGUCGGCUUCCGCUUCGUGGCGAAGGACCCGUCGGGGUCCCUCGGCUCGGCGGCCAUCCUGGAUUCCUCCUUCACCAACGUCGGUACUGCCGUCCUCGUGUCGCCCCCCUCGGCUGAAGUGGCCUCGCGCAGCACGGGCCUGGUGCUCGAGAACGUGGCCGUCUCGGGCGUGACGGCCGUCGUGGCCGACACCAGCGGCACGACGCACCUGUCCGGAGCCGGCCAGUCGGUUGUCGACCACUGGGUGCUGGGCCCUGUAUACGACGGCUCGGCCAGUGCGCGCUCCUUUUCGAUGGGUGGGAAGGUGGGCCGGUACCGCCGAGACAGCGGACUCGUCGACUCGUCGGGCAACUACUUUGAGCGUCCCAAGCCGCAGUACGAAGACCGCGCGGUGGGCGAUUUUGUCCACAUCAAGGACUUUGGCGCCGUGGGCGACGGGGCGACAGACGAUACCGCCGCUGUCCAGAGCGCGCUAUACUCCAGCCAGGGCAAGAUUUUGUUUGUGGACGCCGGCUCUUAUAUCCUGACCGACACCGUGGUCGUGCCAACCAACGUCAAGAUAGUCGGCGAGACCUGGUCGCAAUUCGUGGCCUUCGGAUCCGCCUUUUCCGAUGCGAACAACCCCAAGGUUAUGGUGCGUGUGGGUGCGACCCCCGGCCUGGUGGGCAACGUGGAGAUGCAGGACUUGUUUUUUACCACGAAGGGGCCGACGGCUGGCGCCGUGCUUCUCGAGUGGAAUAUGGCCGCCGACGCCAAGGGGUCGGCUGCCCUCUGGGACUGUCACGUCCGUAUUGGCGGUGCUACCGGGACCGAUCUGACGCCGGCCGAGUGUCCGCCCCUGACCUCGGGUAUCGCGCCGGGCUGCAACGCCGCUAGCCUGAUGAUGCACCUCAAGCCGGGUGCGUCGGGCUAUUUUGAGAAUAUGUGGCUCUGGGUGGCCGACCACAUGAUCGACGAUCCGGAUCUCGUGGAUGCCAACAACACCAUGGUGCAGAACUCGGUCUACGCGGCCCGUGGCUUCUUGAUCGAAAGCACCGACCCCGUCUGGCUCUAUGGCACGGCGUCGGAGCACGCCGUCUAUUACCAGUACAACUUCCACAACGCCUCCACCAUCUUCACCAGCAUGAUCCAGACCGAGUCGCCCUAUUACCAGCCGACCCCCCCACCUCCCGCUCCGUUUGCUGACGUUGUGGGCAAGUUCCCCGGCGACCCGGACUAUACCUGCGCCCCCGGUGAGUUCAACGGCUGCGACGAGUCCUGGGGCGUCAUCAUGCGCGGCUGCGAGGACAUCCUCAUCACAAGCGCCGGCCUGUACUCGUGGUUCUCGACCUACGCCCAGGACUGCAUCGGCGGGCAAGCAUGCCAAAAGGCCAUGAUGCUGCUGCAGGGCAACCACGCCAGCGUGCGGAUCCAGAACCUAGUUACCAUCGGCACCAAGUACAUGGCCGUUAUGGAGGGCCAGGGCAUCCUGGCCGCGGACAACCUCAACGUGGACGCGCACCCCUUCUGGUCGCAAAUCUCGAUUCUGGACGUCGCUAGUGACGGCGCCCAAUUCAACGACAUCGUCUGGGUCCACCCGGACAUCUGGGACAUGGACGAGCCCGAGUUCUCGUGCGCGCCGCCCUGCAAGGUCAAGCUGCCCCCGUACACAGGCGCCACCUCGGUCGUCAACUUCCCGCUGAUGACGGUCAGCAAGGACACCUGGACCAGCACUAUCACGGAUGGUGGUGGUGGUGGUGGUGGGCUGAAGCGCCGUACCGCGUUCGGGACUGUCUGGCCGGUCCCCGCCACGACCAGCAACUGGCCCGCCGUCGUCUAUCGCGGGCCAGACGGCAAGACUUCGACGGCCACCCCGACGGCGGCCUUCCCGACGCCCCCGCCGUCCAUCGGGCCCGGCGCGGCGCCCCCGCAGAUGGGCGCCUGGCCGGCCCAGGCGUUGGUGGUGCGCGCCGCCGCCGUCGACCCCAAUGCCGACCUCGACAAGUCUGCCCAUGACUGGUUGUGCCGGCAGGCGGCGAUGAACCCCAGCUACUGGGACCUCGAUAUUGCGAAAGAUUGCCCGGGGUACGGUGGCCCGGGCUUCGGCGAGAUCCCCAUACCCGGUGGCGACGGCUUCGGCUGGGGCCUUGGCUGGGACGUGCCGGAGAUCACGGGCAACGGUACCUCGUACGGCGACUUUGAGCCGUGCGAGCUCCCGGAGUCAUCCACCACCACCUCGGCAACCCGGACGCGUACGACCACGGCCUCGACCCCGACGCCGACCAAGAACCGCGCGGAUCCCGACAAAAACACGAUCCACUGUUUCAACAGCGGGCAGAAGAUGAGCAACAUUCGGCUGCAGAACGGCCGCAAUUCGGCGUGCCACAACAUCGGCGUGUAUGCCGGGGUCUCAGGCCGAAAGCGCGCGACCGGCGAGCUGGAGGGGCCCUUCAUGGUCGAGGGCACGUUGCCGUUCAGCGGGAGCGAGGAGAUCCAUUGGACGUUUGAGGUCAAGGAGGGCUGCGCGUGGACCUAUGACUUUGACGAGUGUUUGCACUACCUCAAGACACCCGUCGAUAGCUGCAACUGUGGCGGCGAGAACGGCAAGCAGGGCGGAUAUGGCUCGAAUAAUUGCCUGAGUUGGAUGUUUGACCCGAAUAAAUCGUGGUAG
Molecule: messenger RNA, 4743 nt
Organism: Chaetomium globosum CBS 148.51
Lineage: Eukaryota; Fungi; Ascomycota; Sordariomycetes; Sordariales; Chaetomiaceae
Exons: 4
Coding region: 1-4743 (1580 amino acids)
Molecular function (GO): polygalacturonase activity
Source: RefSeq, a predicted model, not a curated record